CAGGCCCACACGCGUCGACAGCUCGCACGUCAGCUCCUACAACCAGACUGCGGCAGGUACAACGAAGAGGGCGAGGCCAAGGAGUGCCAGCAGAACCUCCUGGCGACGCUUGGCAGAAUCGCUGGGGGAGCCCUGGUGGACCCAGCCACCUGCCACCAGGUCGCUGAAGAAUUCAGGAGCGCAGCCAACAACCUCACCAAGGCGGUGAAGAGAGCGUACAUCCACUGGGUGCACGACGCCACGGCAGGCAGUGCCAAGAUGGCCCACGCCUACACCAAGGCAGCGGAGCGCAGCCACAUCGAGGACAUCCUAGAGCACGAGGGCCAGGUGGUCUCGCACCCGCAGCAGCUGGUGGACCUGCGCAAGGGCGCGCGGCAGCGAAGAUGGACGCGUGAUGCGCAUAAGGCAGACCAGAUCCAGGGCGCACUGGGCAAGCUGAGGACGGCAGCGCUGGAGCAAGAGACUGCGCUUGAGCCACUCAGCAAGGACAUCGUCGGCUCCAUCAUCCAGCACCUGAAGAGCAAUGCGGGCCAGGGAGCUGACUGGUGGAGAGCGCCAGAACUAAAGGCCAUGGGAGCCCAAGGGCUCAUGGAUUUCGUACAAUGCCUCCACAAUUGCGAGAAGCGAGCGGCGUGGCCAUGGCAGUUCUACCUGGUGCUGGAGCUGCUGCUGGGGAAAAAGCCAGGCAUAGGAGGAGAACGACCCAUUGGCCUAAUGCCCAUGCCCUACCGCAUCUGGAGUGCGGCCAGAGGGCCCAUCAUCGCCACCUGGAGCAAGGAGGCAGCAGGCUUCUGGGACACGGCAGUGGUAGGCUCCUCAGCGCUCAGAGUGGCGAUGCACAGGCUGAUGAGGGCAGAGGCGGCAGUACAAAUGGGAUCCCAUGCAGCAGGCAUCUUCUACGACGCAGCCAACUUCUAUGACAACAUCGGCCUCGACCAGCUGAUCGAGAAGGCCAGCGACCUCAACUACCCCCUGCUGCCCCUAGCUAUGGCAGCACAGAUGUACCUGGCGCCGAGGGCCAUCAUGGCCCACAGCCUCUUCUCCGACAUCUUCGAGCCGGCCAACAGCAUGGCAGCGCACAUGAACUGCAUCUACGUGGUGAUCCAGCAGUACCUGUACGACCUGGCCCUGCAGAUCGAAGGGGCAAGAAAGCAGGUCAUAGAGCAGGUGAGGUACGUGGCCGCCCUGGUGCAUCAGGGUUUCGCAAGGCUCUCUAUCCCCAUCUCCAUCAAGACGGCAGUCGUGGCCUCCGACAAAGACCUUCAGCAGGAGAUAGCCAACAUCCUGGAAGGCCUGGGCACCCCGAAUAAGCAGCCAGGAGUGGUACGAGACCUAGGAGUGGAUACGGGGCUGGGAAAGCAGCUGAAGAGGCCCACCCAUGCAGCCAGACAGGCGAAAGCAAAGCAGCGCAUCGAAAAGCUCAAGGACCUAGCUAAGACGGACGCCCGAGGGGCAGCCAAGGUAUAUGCAGCGGGGGCCUAUUGCCAACAAGCAUGGGACCUGCCAGCGCACGGCAUCACCCCCACGGAGGCGAUCAAGGUCAGGGCCACAGAAGCAGCGCUGCUAACAGGAGGGCACAAAGCAGGCAGAUGCACAGCCACCAUACUCCUCAUCCAGAGGGGCGCGCAGGAGGCGGUCACCAGGGACAUCGUGGACCAGGUCAAGCAGUUCUGGCUCACCAUUGUGGACCACCCGUCGGAGCUCAAGAGGUACCAGAGAGGCCGGCACAUGCUGUAUGACAAGCUGCAGGCCUUGGAGCCCAACAGGAGGUGGAACCAGGUAAAGGGCCCCAUGGCAGGAGUCAUCGUGCAGCUGCUGGGGCUGGGAUGGAACCCAAGGCGGCUGGAUAGCUGGACCAGUCCAGCAGGAGAUGAGUGGGCCUACCGACCCGAAGACAUCCCACACUUCGGAGCGCUCCUCCAGGAGGUCCAGUUGAGCGCUCAGCAACAGCUCUGGCAGCAAGCGGCAGAGCACAGGCACGGUGCAGGACUGAAGGAAGGGGGCGACCUCUACCAGCUGCAAAGACACCUGAGGAGGAGGCGACGCAAAGGGCAACACGCUGAGGCGGCCAUGCUGGAGACCAUCGCAGCGGCAGGCAUUUGGACGAGGGAGCGGCGCAGAGCAGCGAACCUCAACCAGGUAGGGGAGGACACCUGCGCUAGGUACGGAGAGGCCAGCGAGACGGAAAGGCACCGCUACUACGCUUGCCCCUCAAACGAAGAGAUCGGCUACAGCAACGACACAGAGCUAGCCAAGAAGGCCAAGUCGACCAGCACCAGGCUACGGAGAUGCGGCUGGGCGGUGGUGGCCUUCAGGUACGACCAGGACGGCCUGCCCCAGGAGGUGGCAGCUUGGUACGGCACGAUAAGGGCGCCGCACACGGUGCCAAGGGCGGAGCUCACGGCUAUGAGCAAGGCGAUCGGCUACACCACGGCGGCCUCAGCACGAGGGCUCAACAUCGCCAGCGAUUGCAAGUGCGCCCUGGACGCCCUCAAGCAGAUCCAGGACCCAGAGGACCUCGACUACAGGAGCACCAACUUCGACCUCUGGCUCAUGGCCAAGCGGCAGCUCCAGAACAGCACCGACCACAUCAUGGGCCACCACAUCCCCAGCCGCAUGAUUGAGCACCCGAUGGGCAACGAGAUGGCAGACAAGUACGCAAGUUGGGGGGCGGAGCACGGAGCGCUGGACCCAGCCACAAUCGUGCAGCAGCAGAUCAGGGACCAGAUCACGGUGGCAGUCCAGAACAGGCUGCUGGGCAUUAGCAUGGCGGUGAUGGUUGAGGAUCCCAACAAGAUGGCGGUGUGCGACAUGCAGAAGUGGGCACGAGCCUGGUUAGCAGAGACGGGAGAGUGCCAGGGAAGAGAACGCAGCCACCUGGACCACCACGGGAACGUGAGGCUCGAUUUCAAGACAGUGCAGAUCGGCACGCGGGUCGUCCACGACACCCACAAGACGCAGUUUACGCAGGGCUGGUUCUGGUGCGAGAAGUGCGGGGCCACAAGUUACCUAGGGAACCACAAGAGCCGAAUCGUUGCAGGAGUUGCCCGCAAGCUGGCCAAGCCAUGUGUCCCGCCCACCACAGUGGGGCGCAGAGUCACCAUGGACCUGCAGAAAGGGGAGGCUGCCGCGAAGAGCAAAGCGAGCUGGCAGCUUGUGGACCACAUGGAGGGCUACGCGGAACAAUGGAUGAACAUGGUCGACCAGGGCGUGUGGGAGGUCAAGGACGACUGGAUGGAGCACAGUGUCCCGUACUUGCAAGCAGUCAACACUAGAAGCAGGACGGACGUCCAAGACCAAAAGGAAGCAGCCACGCCAAAGGAAAUCCAGCAGACCAGCGACUUCUGCGAGGACAUUUGGAAGAGCACCCACAAGGCGAGAAGGAGGCUCAUGACAUACAUGCUCACCCUUCCGCACGGCACCAGGCAGCAGGCGGCAAGGGCACACAUGGAAGCCUUCCAGGGCAGGCGGACGAACAUCAUCGCCAACAGCAUCCCCAGCAGUGAGCGCAGUGACCAUGGCACGGACAUCGUCGAGGCGCAGGACCUGCACAAUGAUGCCUCAACCAGCGCCAAGACCAGCACGAGCACGCAGGGGACGCCAUGUAGCGCCAAGCCGACGGGGCCCGACCUAAUGAAGUACGUGAGUGAGGCCAAGGAGGCAGGCAUGCAGCACCCGCGACCCAGCCAGCUACGAGGAGACGACGAAGACCUUGAGCGUGAGCUGGCCUGGCUUGAGAGGAACCGCCUGGGGCAGCUCAUAG
Molecule: messenger RNA, 3763 nt
Organism: Prorocentrum cordatum
Lineage: Eukaryota; Dinophyceae; Prorocentrales; Prorocentraceae
Source: the annotation of a GenBank genome assembly